Messenger RNA from Arachis stenosperma, 1807 nucleotides. RefSeq names its product AAA-ATPase At3g50940-like. The transcript has 2 exons. Gene Ontology annotation, molecular function: ATP binding; ATP hydrolysis activity. The record is from RefSeq and is a predicted model, not a curated record. NCBI's taxonomy places the organism in Eukaryota, Viridiplantae, Streptophyta, Magnoliopsida, Fabales, Fabaceae. Bases 66 to 1517 code for a protein of 483 amino acids.
CAACCCCCAAGCUUCCAUGAAACCCACUCUGCUCUCUCACUCACUCUCAUUCCCAAACCCAAACGAUGAAGCAGCUUCACCUGCCUUCCGUCCAAACAAUGAUAUCCGCCGCAGCCUCCGCCGCAGCCACAACCAUGCUGCUCCGCUCCCUGGCCCGCGACUACGUCCCCCGCGAGCUCCACCACUGGAUUCACUUGAAGCUCUCGAAGCUGCUGUCGUCGCUCUUCUUCUCCUCUCAACUCACCCUCGUCAUCGAAGAGUACCAUGGCCUCUCCCACAACCACCUCUUCAACGCCGCGCAGCUCUACCUCACUCCUCACACCUCUCCCAACUCCACUCGCUUCCGUGUUACCAUGCCGAAAAAGGCCACCUCCAUCUCCGUCUUCAUGGACCGCAACGACGAGAUCGUUGACCUCUUCAACGGCGUCAAAUUCACGUGGAAACUCGUCGCCAAACACAUCCCUUCCACCUACAUUCGAACCCCUGGCUCCAACCGCCACGACUACCCAACCCUCAAAUCCGAGAUCCGUUACUACGAGCUGCGGUUCCACGCUAGGCACAAGGACAUGGUGUUCACGCAAUACCUACCUCACGUGAUGGAGAAGGCCAAGGAGGCGCGGCAAAAGCAGAAGCCACUGAAGCUGUUCACGCUGAGUGACCAGCGCGUGUUCCGCAGUCGCGGCAGCGCGUGGCAGUCUGUGAAUCUGGAUCAUCCGGCGACGUUCGAUACUCUGGCGAUGGAUGAAGACGCCAAGAACGCAAUCGUGGAGGAUUUGGAGAGGUUCGUGGCGAGAAAAGAUUUAUAUAGGAAGGUUGGGAAGGCGUGGAAGCGCGGUUACUUGCUGUAUGGUCCACCCGGCACUGGCAAAUCGAGCUUGAUCGCCGCCAUGGCUAAUUACCUGAGAUUUGAUGUCUACGAUCUGGAGCUGACUGAUGUUAGGAGCAAUUCUUUCCUCAGGAAGUUACUGAUUUCCACUGCCAAUAGAUCCAUUCUCGUUGUUGAAGACAUUGAUUGUUCUCUUGAACUUCACAAUAGGCUCACCAAGACUCCGAAACCCCAAGGCCCUGCUCACGAAUUUCACAAUCAACAACCUCAGGUGACUUUAUCAGGGUUCUUGAAUUUCAUAGAUGGGUUGUGGUCCAGCUGUGGGGACGAGAGGAUCAUAUUAUUUACCACGAAUCGGAAGGACAAAAUAGACCCUGCCCUUCUGCGUCCUGGCCGUAUGGACGUCCACAUUCACAUGUCUUACUGCACCCCCUCUGGAUUCAAGAUGCUGGCAUCCAAUUACCUUGGGGAGGGGGUCGCCGCACAUCCACUUUUUCCACAAACUCUGGACCUUAUGCAGACAUCUAAAGCCACUCCUGCAGAGGUGGGAGAGCUCUUGCUCAAGAAUGAGGACUCUGAGUCUGCACUGCAAAGUGUCAUCCAACUCUUGUUGGACAAGAACAGGGGAGAAAAUGAUGAAUGCAAGGCUGUACAAGGGGAAUGCAGCCAAACUUUUGGAACUCAAGGAUGACAACAAAAGCUUGGAUUAGCUGAAAACAAAUAGUAUAUAACUAUAUAUUGUUCUGUUAUUACAUUGGAAUUCAUGUGGUUAACCAAUACAAUAUCCAAGUUUGAGAUUAAGCCAGAAAGCAAGCAAUUUUCAUACAUCAAACGAAAGAAAAGAAUAAGCAAGAGAAGUAGAGUAUCAUGGAUUCAUGCUAUAUUAGUUCUCUCAUAAGUUUUUGAAGCCAUUUUGGCUGAUCACCAUGUACUGAAACUUUCUUAGAAUAAUGAAAAAAAAAGGGAACAUUACAAAUGUCA